Messenger RNA from Marmota flaviventris (yellow-bellied marmot), 1487 nucleotides. RefSeq names its product serine protease 55 (gene Prss55). Lineage: Eukaryota; Metazoa; Chordata; Mammalia; Rodentia; Sciuridae. Gene Ontology annotation, molecular function: serine-type endopeptidase activity. Gene Ontology annotation, biological process: proteolysis. The record is from RefSeq and is a predicted model, not a curated record.
CCCACUUUCGAGGACCGGAAGAUGCGGUAUUCCAGAAUCGUCGGGGGGCUGGAGGCUGAGGUGGGUGAGUUUCCGUGGCAGGUGAGUAUCCAGGCAGCAAAUCAACAUUUCUGUGGCGGCACCAUCCUCAACUCGUGGUGGAUCCUCACAGCUGCUCACUGCGUAAUCGGCGAGUUACCGUAAGUACCCAGGGCCAGCCCCGGGCAGCCGCACGCGUGGCCAGACCUGAUGGUGAAGGGGUCCUGGCACCGUUGUAUCCUGAUGCAGACAUGAAUGUCCGCCCUCCAGCCUGUGGGCACUGCACAGUGGACCCCAAGCUGUGCCAGGGCCCGUGGCUCUGUGCAGCAAAGUCACACGCUGUCCUUUCCAGGAACACCUGUGGCCUGUGGAGGUGGAGCGCUCAGUCCAUCCACCUGUCCUAGGACAUCCAAGUGCUUCUUGGAAAUCCUGGACGUCUGGUCUCUGGCCACCUGAGUGCGUCCUUCCUGCUCCUUGUAGGGUGCUUUCUGCUCAGCUGACGGUUGACUGCUGGCAUUUCCUGAUCAUGAACCAUGCUCCAGGGACCCCAUUAAGAUUUUACCUGUGUUAAAUUACUUACCUGUACAAUGACCCUCUGAGGCAGGCAGAAUAAAUUACUCUAUUUUAUAGAUAAGGAAACUGAGGUCCAAUAAAGCUAUGUGACCCCGCCAGGGACCACAGCUCACAGUGGAAGGCAGUCCUGAAUGCUCCGGCACUUGGGCACCCUGCUUCACCACCUCAAGAGCUUUGGAAGCACAGAGGAACUGAGUGUCGUGCUGGGGACCAACGACUUGACCAGCCCACGUCUGGAAAUAAAGCCGGUCAGCAGCAUAGUUUAUCACAAUAAAUUUAAGAGACAAAGCAUGGACAACGACAUCGCCUUGCUGAUGGUGGCCUCGCCCAUCGAGUUCAAUAGCCUGAUAGUGCCCAUCUGCAUGCCCCCAGAGCCCAUGCCAUCCAAGUGGCACAAGUGCUGGGUGGCAGGGUGGGGCCAGACCACUUCAGCUGACAAAGGGUCUAUGAAAACCGAUCUGUUGAAAGUGCCGAUGGUCAUCAUAGAUUGGAAUGAAUGUGCAAAAACGUUUACAAAACUUACCAAAAAUAUGCUGUGCGCAGGAUUCAUGAACGAGAGCUACGAUGCUUGCCAGGGCGACAGUGGGGGGCCCCUGGUCUGCACGACAGAAGGAAGCAAGAAGUGGUCCCAGGUGGGCAUCAUCAGCUGGGGCAGGAGCUGUGGGCAGAAGAACACCCCAGGAAUAUACACCUCGCUGGCCAACUACCAGCUCUGGAUCAAGAACGUCACCCAGGUGGAGGGGAGGCCCUUUGACACCGAGAAAAGGAGGUCCACCCUGAAACACAAGUCCAGGGACUCCAGGUCCUCGGGGUGCUCAGAGCUGGGCAGCCCCAGGUGCUGGCUCCUGCGGGGGCUUCUGUCCUGCCUCUUGCUCAGGGCCGUUUUCAACGGGUAA